AUGAAUUGUCUUCGAAUUGCAGCUAUUCUGCUAACUUUAGCGUUUGAUCAUGUUUCAACGCAAGAUCACUUUAGGUCCAUUUUAAUCCAGAGAGCUUGUGCCCGAAGGCCAAGCUUAGACUUCUGUUCUGAUUUCAAAAUUGUUCCCCCACCCGUGCCUUCGAAGGACACCAAAGAAACCGUAUUAGUGAUACCACCGCAACUGGCAACUGCACCUAAAAGUACCGAAGCCAAAGAGAAACUCGAAGAAAAAUUUGUGGGAACUCAUGAGGUUGCUGAGCCUGCAGUGCCUAGUCAUGCGAUUCCAGAAACAGUUGACAUCAAGCACACUGAAGAACCUACUACAGAAAUAAAAGGAAAUCUAGUUCGAUUGCCUAAACCAUCAUCAACCCUGCCUAAAACUGAAUCGUCAAAUAGUGAAGAGAUAGUCGAACAUUCGAAGACAGAUGUUACAAGCAGAGAAGGAGCAGAGAAUAACAAUAAAACGCAAUCGGUUGUAGAAGAUAAGAAGUCUGUAUUAGUGUUUGUCAGUGAAUAUUGUGUCAUUGAAAGGGAACGAUUUGUUCGAAAUUGUCAUGGGGAGACGGUCUUGAAGACAGAGAUUCCAUUCUGUCAAACCUAUCCCAGUGCAUGUUCAGCUACCCCUGGAGUUAUUCCCGUAAUAUCGUAUUGCCAGAGAUAUUACCAUAAGUAUCCAAAGUACUGUACAGGAGCGAAUAUUAAUGAAACUUAUCUCCAAUUCUGUUAUGCAUUUGAGCAGUUCUGUCUGCCUGAACUAACACCAGCGCAGCCAGCUGAAAGUCCUGUUGUCUCUACAACAGCAACACCAAAGUCUUCAUUAAAGAGAUGUGAGGAUAUUGUGGAUGAAGCCCGAAAGGUAUGCAAUCCUUUCCCUAACCCUCGCGACACUUUCAAUGUUAUUCGUUGCUCUCAAUUUUUAACGAAUUGCAAGAAAUUUGUGGACUGGGCCUAA
Auanema sp. JU1783 is the source of this 972-nucleotide messenger RNA. The record is from the annotation of a GenBank genome assembly. NCBI's taxonomy places the organism in Eukaryota, Metazoa, Nematoda, Chromadorea, Rhabditida, Rhabditidae.